AUGCACACAUUGAAAGAUUUAAAAUGGAAACGUCCGAGAUCGACCGAGUUUCCAAAAGUUUGGCGAUCAUUUAAUGCGGUUGAUAUUGAUAGUGGUAAAAUUGUUGAAUAUAGCAUUCAAGAUUUGCCAGAAUCACGAUUUAAAGAUGGAAUUGAUUUUAUGGGUGAACAUUUUUGUAAAGAUGAACCAAUAUGCGAAGCAUUUGGUAUUUGUGAUGAAGUUGAUGCAGUUGAAAAUUUCAAGCAAAAAAUGGUGCUGGCUUGCUUGAAAAAUGGAUCUGAUGAAAUUAUCGGUAUGAAUGCAAAUUACGUAAAAUGCAAAGAAGAUAACUUCAUGCAGGUCAUUUACAGUGAGAUUAAAAACGAAAAGAUCAAGAAGUAUGGCGAGCUAAUGUCUAUAAUACGGGAAAAUUUUGAUAUAUUCGAAGUGUAUGGAGUUGAUAAGCAUCUAAGUUGCAUUGGACUUGUUGUCGAUAAGAAAUAUCGUCGUCGAGGCAUAGGAGAACAAUUUCUUCAUUGUAGAAAGGCAAUUUGUAACCAGUUUGGAAUAAGCUUAACUUCAACGGUAUUCACUGCAGAUUCUUCAAAUAGAAUCGCCGAUAAAGUUGGAUUCACAUUGGACAAAUCUAUUAUGUAUGAGGAUCUUUUAAAAUCACAUCCGCAGAUUAAGUUACCACCAAUUAAAAGCGAUGCAAUGACUAUAAAAUCAAUUGUUUUUUAA
Messenger RNA from Contarinia nasturtii (swede midge), 720 nucleotides. RefSeq lists its product as uncharacterized. Lineage: Eukaryota; Metazoa; Arthropoda; Insecta; Diptera; Cecidomyiidae. The transcript has 4 exons. The record is from RefSeq and is a predicted model, not a curated record. Gene Ontology annotation, molecular function: N-acetyltransferase activity. The coding region runs from base 1 to 720 and encodes 239 amino acids.